CUCGUAUAGCUUUUUGGUGAGCGCGCUAGUCAGGAGAGAGUGAAGUGAUUUUUCUGCUGUUGAAGGAUGCGGAGCUAAAGGUUUUAUGUUUGAAUGACAAGACUCUUCCGGCCGGCACAAUGGUUUUGACUGCGUUGACCCAGUUUAGCUGCAAGGUAAAUGUUGAAGACACCGUUGAAAUGUUACCAAAAUCGAGAAGAGCACUUACCAUUCAAGAGAUUGCGGCAUUAGCCAGAUCUUCAUUACAUGGCAUUUCCCAGGCGAUGAAGGACCAUGUGACACGGCCCACAGGCAUGGCCCAGGGCAGGGUGGCCCACCUGAUAGAGUGGAAGGGCUGGUGUAAGCCCACUGACACCCCCGCAGCUCUGGAGUCUGACUUCAACAACUACUCUGACCUCACUGAGGGAGAACAGGAGGCCCGCUUCGCUGCAGGUGUGGCGGAGCAGUUUGCCAUAGCGGAGGCUAAGCUGAGAGCUUGGUCGUCUGUGGAUGGAGAUGACUCUAAUGACGACUCUUAUGACGAGGACUUCAUUCCCGCCAACGAGCCCACAACACAAAGCACGGAUCUAGGAUCAGUGCCCCCCUACCUGAGGGACCUUCUUCACAGUCAGGUGUGUCAGCAUCUGGGUCUGCGGGGGCCGUGCUGCGAGGGAGCAGGUAGAGGAGACAGGCCCUCGCCCACUUCCACAGACACCAUCUGCUCCAGCCUCUGCAGCCUGGACGAGCAACACCCCUUACUGCGAGAUCUCACCCAUCACUGCGGCAACAACUACGGUAACGCCGCCGAGCUGGCUGCCAAGAUCCUCUCGGCCCUGCAAGGGGGAGAGGAGCUGCUGUUGGCCCGCCUCCAGAGGGUGGAGCAGGGGGAAUCGCCCUGCUACUCUGUGACCUACUCCGAGACCUACCUGUCACCCGGGGAGGACGACGAUACGCCCUGCAAAGACUACGAGGGCACCGUGUGCCAGGGAGAAGGAGAUGGCGAGGUGUACCCACCUGACUAUGCCACCCACAGGAAGGUCUCAGACGUAGCCUCCUCCGGGGUGGUGUCUCUGAACGAGGAUGAAGAGGAGGAAAAGGAGGAGGAGGAGAGGGAGAGAGAGCAGGGAAACCAAUGUCAUUGAUUUUUGUUUCAUCCAUUGUUUCUCUGUCCAUCUCUCUGUCCCUCACAUGGCCUCUGAUAUGUUAAGCCUGUCCAUCUGUCCGUCCCUCCCUUGGUCUCUAAUAUGUUAAGCCUGUCCAUCUCUCCGUCCCUUACAUGGCCUCUGAUAUGUUAAGCCUGUCCAUCUCUCUGUCCCUCACAUGGCCUCUGAUAUGUUAAGCCUGUCCAUCUCUCUGUCCCUCACAUGGCCUCUGAUAUGUUAUGCCUGUCCAUCUCUCCGUCCCUCAC
Molecule: messenger RNA, 1387 nt
Organism: Oncorhynchus tshawytscha (Chinook salmon)
Lineage: Eukaryota; Metazoa; Chordata; Actinopteri; Salmoniformes; Salmonidae
Gene: fam131ab
Exons: 7
Coding region: 120-1121 (333 amino acids)
Source: RefSeq, a predicted model, not a curated record